AUGAAGAAUACAAACAACGUGACUGAAUUCAUUCUUUUGGGCAUUACAAGGAAUCCUGACCUACGGAAAAUACUCUCUGCUGUGUUUCUAAUCAUGUAUGUGUCCACAGUUUUGGGGAACCUACUCAUUGUGGUGACCAUAAUCACAAGUCGGAGUCUGAGAUCACCUAUGUAUUUUUUUCUUUCUUCCUUGUCCCUCAUGGACAUUACCUACUCUUCCGUCAUUGCCCCUAAGAUGGUUGUAGACUCCUUCUCUGAGAACACUACUAUCUCCUUUGAAGGUUGCAUGACCCAGCUCUUUGCAGAGCAUUUCUUUGGUGGUGUGGGGAUCAUCCUUCUCAUUGUGAUGGCCUAUGACCGCUACGUGGCCAUCUGCAAGCCCCUGCACUAUAUGACCCUAAUGAGCCCUCGGGUGUGCUGCCUGCUGCUGGGAGGGGUCUGGGUGGGGGGAUCCCUGCAUGCAACAAUACAGCUUCUCUUCAUGUAUCAAAUACCUUUCUGUGGCCCUAAUGUCAUCGAUCACUUUAUGUGUGAUUUGUUUCCACUGUUGAAACUGGCCUGCAUGGAUACCCACAUCCUGGGCCUCUUAGUCAUCCUCAACAGUGGGGUGAUGUGUGUGACCAUCUUCCUUAUCCUCAUCGCUUCCUAUGUGGUUAUCCUCUGCUCCCUAAAGUCUUGCAGCUCUAAAGGGCGGCACAAAGCCCUCUCCACCUGUGGCUCCCACCUCACAGUGGUCGUCUUGUUUUUUGUGCCAUGUAUUUUCUUGUACAUGAGGCCUGUGGCCACUUACCCCAUAGAUAAGGCAAUGUCUGUGUCCUUCACCAUUGUUGCACCCAUGUUCAAUCCCUUGAUCUACACCCUGAGGAAUGCGGAGGUGAAAGACGCCAUGAGGAAACUGUGGGUGAAACGAGGGACCCUGGGUGACCACUAG
This is a messenger RNA of Molossus molossus (Pallas's mastiff bat), 930 nucleotides long. Its product is annotated as olfactory receptor 4C6-like. Bases 1 to 930 code for a protein of 309 amino acids. NCBI's taxonomy places the organism in Eukaryota, Metazoa, Chordata, Mammalia, Chiroptera, Molossidae. The transcript has a single exon. Gene Ontology annotation, cellular component: membrane. Gene Ontology annotation, molecular function: olfactory receptor activity; G protein-coupled receptor activity. The record is from RefSeq and is a predicted model, not a curated record. Gene Ontology annotation, biological process: G protein-coupled receptor signaling pathway.